GUAACUGUAGGUUUCUAACUACCAGUCUUCCCUCCUUUUUUCAGGUCAAGCUCUUACACAAAACUCACCCAAUCAUCAUUGAAUGGCAAAUUGAAAUUCAGUAACCCAUCUUCUAAAAUGGCUUCUCAUGAAACAAUAUCACUUCUUUUACCCCUGCAACAACUUUCAUCUUCCUUCCUUACUACUAGCACUGUAAUCGCCCUUUCUGUUUUUUUUGCUCUCCUUUGUGCUUGUAUCAUCAUCGGUCACCUUCUUGAAGAGAAUCGAUGGGCUAAUGAAUCUAUUACUGCCCUUUUAUUGGGGUUGUGUGCUGGUGGGGUGGUUUUGUUGAUUACUAAAGGGAAGAAUUCGCGAUUACUGGUCUUUAGUGAGGAUUUGUUCUUCCUUUAUUUGCUUCCUCCAAUCAUUUUCAAUGCUGGAUUCCAGGUCAAGAAAAAGCAUUUUUUCAAGAAUUUCACUACAAUAUUAUUGUUUGGAAUACUUGGCACAGUAAUUUCAUUUUGCCUCAUAUCGCUAGGUGCUUUUCUGCUUUUCAAGAGAAUUGGUUUUACGUCUAUGGAUAUUCAAGACUUUCUAGCUGCUGGAGCUAUAUUAUCAGCAACUGACUCAGUUUGCACAUUGCAGGUUCUGAGCCAAGAUGAAACACCCUUUCUUUACAGCGUAGUGUUCGGGGAGGGAGUAGUGAAUGAUGCUACCUCUAUUGUGCUUUACAAUGCAGUCCAAUCAAUGAACUUCGAUAACAUUGAUGGUACAAUUGCCUUAAAGUUGCUGGGAAACUUUUUUUAUCUCUUCUUCACCAGUACUGCUCUUGGUUUAGGAGUGGGUCUAUUAAGUGCUUUUAUUAUCAAAACACUUUAUUUUGGAAGGCAUUCCACUGAUCGUGAAGUUGCACUCAUGAUGCUUAUGGCUUAUUCAUCAUACAUGUUGGCUGAGCUUUUAAAUCUCAGUGGGAUUUUGACAGUUUUCUUCUGCGGCAUUGUAAUGUCACAUUACACAUGGCACAAUGUUACUGAAAGCUCACGUAUAACAACCAAGCAUGCAUUUGCAACAAUAUCAUUUAUCUCAGAAACUUUUAUUUUUCUGUAUGUUGGCAUGGAUGCCUUCGAUAUUCAGAAAUGGAAAGGGAGCAAUGCAAGUGCAGGAACUUUCAUGGCAGUCAGUUCCACAUUGUUUUCAUUCGUGUUAAUCGGAAGGGCAGCAUUUGUGUUCCCUCUAGCAAACAUUAUAAAUUGUGUUCAGAAGAGGCAGAAUACAAAAAUUGAGUUUAAACAGCAGUUUAUUAUGUGGUGGGCGGGACUGAUGAGAGGUGCAGUUACUAUUGCUCUGUCCUAUAACCAGUUUUCAAACACCGAGCAGAUCAGUUCCACAGAUUCUGCACUGAUGAUCACCUGUACCAUAAUCGUUGUUCUUUUCAGCACAAUUGUCUGUGGCUCGGUGACAAAACCUCUUAUUGAAGCAGUGCUGUUAAGAAAUAGGAAGCCAAUGGUUUCAGACGCAACUGAUAUUCCUAGUCUGGAAGAUCUAAGGCUGCUUUUCAUUGAACCUGGUGAUGCAAGUGAGCAGGGCAAUGAUCAAAUAGCCCCUAAAGCAAGUAGCUUACGGUUGCUAAUAACCCACCCCACUGUAACUGUUCAUUACUUGUGGAGAAGAUUCGACGAUAGAUUCAUGAGGCCAGUGUUUGGUGGGAGGGGAUUCGUUCCAUUUAUACCUAGUUCACCAACAGGAGCAGCAGAUGAGGGUCCUCCAGUCUGAAGGUUAGCAAUAAACUUCUUAAAAUUUUUUCAUUCAUUCAUUUGAUAGCUAAGCUACUCGUUUUUUUUUUUUUGGAUGAUACUUACUCGUGUACUCUCCACCCUCUGCAAUCAUCUCUAUCUCCUGUAAGAGUUGCAGCUGGUAUAAUUUGUUUAGUAAUACAUAGUUGGUUUCCCUUUA
This is a messenger RNA of Ricinus communis (castor bean), 1932 nucleotides long. RefSeq names its product sodium/hydrogen exchanger 2. The coding region runs from base 118 to 1752 and encodes 544 amino acids. Gene Ontology annotation, biological process: sodium ion transport; regulation of pH; proton transmembrane transport. The record is from RefSeq and is a predicted model, not a curated record. Gene Ontology annotation, molecular function: sodium:proton antiporter activity. Lineage: Eukaryota; Viridiplantae; Streptophyta; Magnoliopsida; Malpighiales; Euphorbiaceae. The transcript is spliced from 14 exons. Gene Ontology annotation, cellular component: membrane.